GCGGAGUCUCCAGGCCGGCCGGCAACAUGGCGGAGGCGGAAGGGGAAAGCCUGGAGUCCUGGCUGAAUAAAGCCACCAACCCUCUGAAUAGACAAGAAGACUGGGAAUACAUUAUUGGCUUCUGCGAUCAGAUCAACAAAGAACUUGAAGGUCCACAGAUAGCCGUGAGAUUACUGGCUCAUAAAAUCCAGUCACCACAGGAAUGGGAGGCAAUCCAAGCUUUGACAGUGCUGGAAGCUUGUAUGAAGAACUGUGGGCGAAGAUUUCAUAACGAAGUAGGGAAGUUCCGUUUUUUAAACGAAUUAAUUAAAGUUGUUUCUCCAAAGUACCUAGGUGACAGAGUGUCAGAGAAGGUCAAAACCAAAAUAAUUGAGUUGCUGUACAGCUGGACGGUAGCCCUGCCAGAAGAGUCAAAAAUCAAAGAUGCUUACUACAUGUUGAAGAGACAAGGCAUUGUUCUGUCAGACCCUGUAAUUCCUAUGGAGAGAACUCUCAUCCCUUCUCCUCCACCUCGCCCCAAAAAUCCUGUGUUUGAUGAUGAGGAGAAAUCCAAGCUUUUAGCAAAACUGUUAAAAAGUAAGAAUCCGGAUGACUUACAAGAGGCAAACAAGCUUAUUAAGACUAUGGUGAAAGAGGAUGAGGCACGAAUACAGAAAGUGACAAAGCGCAUGCACGUCUUGGAGGAAGUGAACAACAAUGUGAAGCUGUUAAAUGAGAUGUUGGUUCACUAUAACAAAGAGGACUCUUCAGAGGCUGAUAAGGAGCUCAUGAAGGAGCUCUUUGACAGAUGCGAAACGAAGAGGCGGACGUUAUUCAAACUGGCCAGUGAGACCGAGGAUAACGACAGUAGUUUAGGAGAUAUAUUGCAAGCCAGUGACAAUUUAUCACGGGUGAUAAAUUCCUACAAAAGAAUUAUUGAGGGGCAAGUCAUCAAUGGUGAAGUAGAUACUUCUGUGUUGCCCACGACAGAUGGAAGUGAAUCUGCCAAUAACAUCAACACGCUCAUUGACCUGGCAGGACCGGACAUUUCUAGUAAUCCGCCACCCCCACCACCACCGAUGCCUCCAGUGACACUGACGCCAGCACCACCAAUGCUAACUCCCGCACCAGUCUCCUCAGAAAUCCCCAUCCUUCCGCCUCCGCCUCAGAUGGCUGGUCCCUCUCGGAGUCAUUCCUCCAGCCAGGCUGAGGCCACUGCUCAGUUGGCCAGUAUGGGCAACUCCCUCUCGUUGCUGGAUGAGGAACUUCUCUGCUUAGGCUUGAAUGACCCAGCUCCCACUGCAGCCAAGGAACUAGCUGAGAGCAAUCAGUGGAACAUGUUCCAGAAUGAACCGAUAGACUUGAACUUCUUGAAUCCAAAGCCAGUUUCGGUUGCCUGCAACUCUGCGGUGAACCCUCUUCUUCCUGCUGUGUGUGGAACGUCAGCGCCUAAGGCUUCCACAUUCACGGCCCCUCAGCCUAUUCCCAAUAUCCCCGUCCCUACAUCAGCCCCUUUUAUAUUCUCUUUGGGACCGCCGCUGGGCCCUCCUAGUGCCAUGCCAGUCGCCCCUGGGUAUCUUGGCUCUGCAGUGGGAAGCAAUGGUCUGCACAAGAUGGAUCCAUUGGGACAUCUCCUGGAUGAGACUAAAGGGAUUUCAUCCCAAGUAAACACAGCAACUUCCCUGUUCCAUGUAGAAGCUGCAUUACCCGCUGCGACUUCUUCACCUCUGACGUCUUCUACCGGAUUGCCACUCACUACUGCAGGAGUUCCUACAGUUCCUUAUCCAAGCAGCUGCCCUGCCGGGUCAGGAAGCCCCCUCUUCCAGCCAGCCUUAUUCCAGCAAGGAAGCCCUCUGAAAGGACCCGAGAUCUCUUUGGCCAACGUCCACGUCCCACUGGAGUCCAUUAAACCGAGCAGUGCUCUUCCUGUGACUGCUUAUGACAAAAACGGCUUGCGUAUCCUUCUGCACUUUGCCAAGGAGUGUCCGCACGGUCGGCCUGAUGUGCUGGUAGUGGUGGUGUCCAUGUUAAACACAGCACCCCUUCCUAUCAAAAACAUUGUGCUACAAGCUGCAGUGCCAAAGUCCAUGAAGGUGAAGUUGCAGCCGCCUUCGGGGACAGAGCUAGCUCCAUUCAAUCCCAUCCAGGCACCUGCUGCCGUUACCCAGGUCAUGUUGCUUGCAAAUCCUAGAAAGGAGAAGGUGAGGCUGAGAUACCGACUGACCUUUGCUUUGGGAGACCAGCCCAGCACAGAAGUGGGGGAGGUAGAUCAAUUCCCCCCAGUUGAGCAAUGGGGGAACCUAUGACCUAAAGUCAUCCCACAGGGACUGGAAUGAAGGUGAAACGGAAGGGGUAUACGAGGUACCCAGUGGUGAUAGUUAACUUUGUUCACAUAUCCUACCCACUCUGCCUGUAGCUUUAGUCCAGAAUGUCUCCUGCACUCUGGGGUGAAGUGGUCUUGGGACAUUAAUGCCAAGCAUGAACUUGUGUAGGCAACGAGGAACCGAGGCCUGGCAGGCAUUCCUUCUUGGCCAAUCCAGUCCUACCUUCCGUUUUGUUAGACUUGAAAAUGAUAAUUCUGGAGAACUUUUAAGCAGAAAGGGAGAUGAUUGAUGGUCUCUCUCUUAAUAAUGGCUGGAUACCUACAAAGGGCUAUGAUGCCUUCGUAAGCUCCUUUGGGGCAGAGCCCUAACAGAUGUUCCUAUGCUACAUUUUUUUUAACCUCCUUGGUGCCAGAACUAGGACAACCUGUAGGCUUGCUGAGCAAUAACACAGGAUCCAAAAGAGGAGGUUUCUGCCAUGUCCUGACACUCCAUUUUCUUUCUUAGGCAACAUCUAUCUUAAAAGCCAG
Molecule: messenger RNA, 2830 nt
Organism: Euleptes europaea (tarantolino)
Lineage: Eukaryota; Metazoa; Chordata; Lepidosauria; Squamata; Sphaerodactylidae
Gene: GGA3
Product: golgi associated, gamma adaptin ear containing, ARF binding protein 3
Exons: 17
Coding region: 27-2285 (752 amino acids)
Biological process (GO): intracellular protein transport; vesicle-mediated transport
Cellular component (GO): trans-Golgi network
Molecular function (GO): ubiquitin binding; small GTPase binding; phosphatidylinositol binding
Source: RefSeq, a predicted model, not a curated record